Messenger RNA from Momordica charantia (bitter melon), 980 nucleotides. RefSeq lists its product as uncharacterized. Lineage: Eukaryota; Viridiplantae; Streptophyta; Magnoliopsida; Cucurbitales; Cucurbitaceae. The record is from RefSeq and is a predicted model, not a curated record.
GUAACUUCACGUCCUAUGAAAUUUCAGAGAAAAAACAGUUAAAUAAGAAUUAAACAUCAAUGGCUGGAAAUUGAUGAAAAUUGAGAGAAGGAGAAGAAGCAGCGAAAGUAGAACCAGAAGAAAAAUGGAUUUCAGAAAGAAGGCUGGGGGAAGCGGCAACGACGACGAACAAGUGGAGCAAUUGCUGCAAGCUGCUCAGGACGAUCUCAUGCUCAAAUUGACUCUCGAUUCCCACAUGUCUCGCGUAUCCCCAAACUAUCUCGAUUCCGAUCUCGAUCGCCGUUUCCAAGCCCUCAGAUCGCGUCCUUCCUCCGCCGCCGCCGCCGCUCCACGCAAUCCACGGCCUUCUCGAUCGGAUUUGCCGUCGAAGCCACCGGCGAUUGAAAAUCUUCCUGUCGAUGGCGAAUCUCAGUCGAUUCUCGGUGACGAUCUCGCUACUAGAUUCGCUGCUCUGAAGGCGUCUUUGCCUUCCUCGACUCCUCCGCCUCCGUCGUCGAUGCCUAACGACGUUGAUAGCGAGGAUGAAGAGGAUGAGGUCGAGAAGUUGAUUCAGUGGGCCAAGGAUGCUGCUCGGCUCGAUCCUUCACCGCCAUCUGAUCAAGACGACGACGACGGCGACGACGAGUCUAGUAGUUCCGAUGAAGAUGCCGACGAUCGGAGGAAAGAACGUCGGAAAAAGAAGGCGGCGUGAGCGUUUUACCUGCUGCUAGGGCAUUCGUUUUCGCUUCCGAAUACUGAAUUUGAGGGUUUCGGAACUUCAAGAUUCGCACGUUGGAUGCAGUCCGGAUUUUUUGGUUGAACCAGAAUGCGGCUCACCGGCGCGGCGUUUGAUCUCACCCGUUUCGCCGCCGUUACAGUUCGAAACUCUGGUCCUUUGAAUAGCAAUGGAGUACUGUACUGUGCGGUGCCUUCUGUGUCAUUCAAUCUAUUCUUCACUGUUCUAAAUUCAUUUUUGGUUGAAAUAUCAUUUUGAUCCUCAA